Drosophila subobscura is the source of this 2187-nucleotide messenger RNA. RefSeq names its product G-box-binding factor (gene Egfrap). NCBI's taxonomy places the organism in Eukaryota, Metazoa, Arthropoda, Insecta, Diptera, Drosophilidae. The coding region runs from base 405 to 1697 and encodes 430 amino acids. The record is from RefSeq and is a predicted model, not a curated record. The transcript has 6 exons.
UUUCGAACAAAGAGCCCAAGAAAAAAUUGAAAAUUGUGAAAUUAAAGCCAUUAAAAAAGCGCACAUGUGGGCUUAAAUAUUUCCCAAUACUCGCAAAGAUCAUUAAACAAAGACUCUCGUGCACAUUUUGGUUUUUGGGCCUGGCCGAGUAACCUUUUCCAUACGAAGCGUUGAACCUGCCCGCAACCUGUUGCUGGCAUUUGUGGACACUUUACCCCAAGCGGAUGGCAAUCACACUCGCAGAGCAAAGAGACCUGCUCCGUGCACCGUGUGUACACCACAAUUAUCUCAUUUAAAUAAGAUGCGCUAAAGGGUUGCGGCAGGCGGCCACAGCAACAGCAGCAGCGCAGGGAUAUACACCCGAAAUUCUAAACAUAUCUUUGAGGAGUGGUUCCCCAUAUUUCAUGGCCAUGCAGGAUAUAAGGCUACGCCUGGAACCGCAGCUCAGUACAGUCACAGCCACAUUCACAUCGUCCUCGUCCUCAGCCUCCUCCUCCACAUCAUCCUCAUCGAACACGGCUGAGACGACGCUGAUUGAGACGGCCCAGAAGUCGCCCAUUGCAGCCGAGCAGAUCUUCAGUGAGGCAGCUGCUGGAGCAGGGACAGGAACGACCACAGUGAAUACAUCUCCGCAGCAUUAUUUCCAUCAUCAUCAUCAUCCGCACCAGCAUCCACGCCCGCAGCAGCAGCAACAGCAACAGCAGCACACGCACUCUCAUCCGCAUCCGCAUCCGCACCAUCCGAGACGCCACGUGGAGCAGCUGCAGCUGGUGCACAGCCACCACAAUGCCCAAGAGCUGCCCGAGCAGGAGCACCAGCAUCAGCUGCAACUGCCGCGCUCCCCCAGCUCCGAGGAGGAUAAUUCACCCACAGAAAUGAAUAAUUGCCGUCGUUUGGUUGAUAAACCGCCGCUGGUGAAGCGCCUCACCAUGGGCAUUGGCCUGCUCAGGGGCACCGAGGACAGCCGCCCACUGGUGCACAACACAUGCGGCUCCUCCCUGAACUCGGGCUCGUCGCAGACCAUUUCGGAUGGCUAUGUGAACGAGGCCAUCUGCGAGCCGGACAAGUAUGUGGCCAGCAAAUUUGGUGACUCGUGUCGCCAAUCGCUCACCGCCCUGGAAACGGCCACCCAGCGCCUGCAGGUGGAGCUGCCCAACAACAAGAAGUAUUUGCGAGAGACAUGCAGCGCUAAUUCCAGUCCGAAACUGUUUGCCGCCAAUGGAUCACUGCGUCUGGAUAAUCUCAGUCUAGCCGAGCAGCAGGAGCUUAAGGGUGCCGCCUGGUUUCAGGCGGGCAUUCCGCGCGAGAUCUCACUGGAGGUGCUCUCCCGCCAGAGUCCCGGCGCCUUUCUGGUGCGCCAGAGCAGCACCAAGCCAGGCUGCUUUGCUCUGUCGCUGCGUGUGCCGCCGCCAUCACCGCGAGUGGCCCACUAUCUGAUCCUCAGGACACAGCGGGGCUACAAAAUCAAGGGCUUUACCAAGGAGUUUAGUUCGCUGAAAGCCCUGAUCACCCAUCACUCGGUGAUGCCGGAGCUGCUGCCCGUGCCGCUGACGCUGCCCCGACCGGCGCACGUGCGUUCCCACGCCCAGACACAGGCACAGGUGUAUGGCAGUGGCGGUGGCGGCGGUGGCGGGGACUUUGAAAUGUACGGCUCGCUGAAUGAUUUUCGCAACAUGAUGGCCGAUUUGAAUGUGUGACCGUUGGGCGCACUUAAUUAAUUAAGUAAUUAUGUCACGUUGAUUGAAUUAAGCCGCCUGGCUUGUCAUAUUGUCCGGGGUCGCGACGAGUUGUGGGAUGCGGGAUACGGUCCUGUCUGGACAGGAUAACAAUCUGUUUAAUUUGCGUAAUUGGCUGUGCUGACGGUUGACGUGGCUACCAAUGAAUGGGCUUGGGACUGGGACUGAGCCUGGGCUGAUGUCGCUGCCGAUCCAUCUGUCCGCCAGGUGCUACAAAAAUUUGCAAAAAAUGUUAUGAAAAUUGAUAAUAAAAUCAGCCACCGAGCGGCGUGGGCGGACCUGUGGUCACGGCUGGGCAGUUGGCAAAAUAGGGAUAGGGAUUGGGGACUGGGGUGCGGGUACUCAUGUAAGCGAACACACAAACAAAUAAAAAGAAUGUGCUCAAAUCAUUUUUAUGAAAUGAUUUUAUGAUUAAAAAAGUUUAAAAAAAAUAUGCAAUAUGCAAACAGAA